Messenger RNA from Lottia gigantea (owl limpet), 1886 nucleotides. RefSeq lists its product as hypothetical. The record is from RefSeq and is a predicted model, not a curated record. The coding region runs from base 66 to 1193 and encodes 375 amino acids. The transcript has 2 exons. Lineage: Eukaryota; Metazoa; Mollusca; Gastropoda; Lottiidae.
AUCAUCGUUAUCAUUCAGUUUAUCAUUAGUAAUUAGACAGUCAGGGUCUAGUUAUCAUUCGCAUCAUGGAAGACGAAGUAGCUGCCUUGGUUAUUGACAAUGGGUCCGGUAUGUGUAAAGCCGGUUUUGCUGGGGAUGACGCCCCCAGAGCUGUAUUCCCUUCCAUUGUUGGAAGACCAAGACAUCAGGGUGUUAUGGUUGGUAUGGGACAGAAAGACAGCUAUGUAGGAGAUGAAGCUCAAUCCAAGAGAGGUAUCCUCACCUUAAAAUAUCCAAUUGAACAUGGUAUUGUCACCAACUGGGAUGAUAUGGAGAAAAUUUGGCAUCACACUUUUUACAACGAAUUGAGAGUUGCCCCAGAAGAACAUCCCGUCCUUUUAACAGAAGCUCCCUUAAAUCCAAAGGCCAACAGAGAAAAGAUGACACAAAUCAUGUUUGAAACCUUCAACUCACCAGCUAUGUAUGUAGCUAUCCAAGCUGUAUUGUCUCUGUAUGCCUCUGGUCGUACCACUGGUAUCGUCCUUGAUUCUGGGGAUGGUGUAAGUCACACAGUACCAAUUUAUGAAGGUUAUGCUCUACCUCACGCCAUUAUGAGAUUAGAUUUGGCUGGCCGAGAUUUAACUGACUACCUCAUGAAGAUCCUAACUGAAAGAGGUUACUCAUUCACCACCACUGCUGAACGAGAAAUCGUUCGUGACAUUAAAGAAAAAUUAUGUUACGUCGCUUUAGAUUUUGAACAGGAAAUGUCAACAGCAGCCAAUUCUUCCUCCUUGGAAAAGAGUUACGAACUUCCCGAUGGUCAAGUUAUUACUAUUGGUAACGAACGUUUCCGAUGUCCCGAAGCUUUGUUCCAACCAUCUUUCUUGGGUAUGGAAAAUGCUGGUAUUCACGAAACAACUUAUAACUCCAUCAUGAAAUGUGAUGUUGAUAUCCGUAAAGAUCUAUAUGCCAAUACUGUCUUAUCCGGCGGAACCACUAUGUAUCCAGGUAUUGCUGACAGAAUGCAGAAAGAGAUUACCUCCCUUGCUCCACCUACCAUGAAAAUCAAAGUCAUUGCUCCUCCAGAAAGAAAAUACUCCGUAUGGAUUGGUGGAUCUAUCUUGGCUUCUCUUUCUACCUUCCAACAGAUGUGGAUCUCCAAACAGGAAUAUGAUGAAUCUGGUCCAUCCAUCGUCCACAGAAAAUGUUUCUAAGAUGGAAGAGUUUUGUGUUGUCAUUCUGGUCAUUGUGUAUAUACUACACUACAAUAAUUUAAAAUAUAUACCAUCAGUUGUUUGUGAUAAACUGUGACAUAAUUAGACGUUUUUUUUAAAGUCAACAACGGUAGCCAAUUUUUACAAUUAUGCCUUCGGGUAUCUUGGUCGCAUUUCUACAAACUGGUCUAAUGGGUUUUUGUAGAAAACGACCUAGAAUAAAAGGUAUUUUGUAAGUAAACCGCGUUACCUAUAGCUCAGACCCUGUUUUGUUACUUCUUGCAAUAAAAUUGUUUGAAACUUAAUCGUUCUUUUAUCUCACUCGAGUUUGAUAUUCUCAAUGCGGAAGCGCAAUGGGCGCAAGCAUGUGAAAUAUUUUGUGGCAACAACGUGCCCUAAAAGCGCCGCCAUUAAGCCUUAUUGCCAGAUUUCUACUGCACGUCUCAGCUCUUUGAAGCUCAUAGAUCUACAGAAGAAGCAAGUCGUUGUUUUCCGGAUAGACCAAUAUCUACAGCUGGAAAUAAUAAUUUUGUAGCAUUGGCUCUUAUCUCUGUCCAUUGCCUCCUAGUUUGAAAUAGACCAGUAAGAUUGUGAUACUGGAUUUAUCUCCCUUUACAUAUAAAAUUUGAACCAUUGUCUUGUAUCAACUAUUUGUUUUCUUUUCCAUUACAAAUAUAAUACACAAAAACUCUC